This is a messenger RNA of Parnassius mnemosyne (clouded apollo), 7333 nucleotides long. NCBI's taxonomy places the organism in Eukaryota, Metazoa, Arthropoda, Insecta, Lepidoptera, Papilionidae. The record is from the annotation of a GenBank genome assembly.
AGAUCGAUGGUGUGUCCGUCGGAGUGGCUAAAUUUGCAAUUAAUUUAAAUAAAUCAAAUAGUUCGUUGUUACCGAUUUUUGCCUUGAUAAUUUGUAUAUAAUUAGGUGCUUAGUCAAUAAUCAAAAUGGGCAAUGAAAAUUCAAUUCCUAUGGAGAUGUGUUCGAACUUCGAUGCUGACGAGAUCCGGCGGCUGGGCAAGCGCUUCCGGAAGCUGGACCUGGACAACUCCGGCGCGCUCUCCAUCGACGAGUUCAUGUCGCUACCGGAACUGCAGCAGAACCCACUGGUGCAGCGCGUCAUUGAUAUAUUCGACGCUGAUGGCAACGGAGAGGUGGAUUUCAAGGAGUUCAUCCAGGGCGUGUCACAGUUCAGCGUGAAGGGCGACAAGCUGUCGAAGCUGCGUUUCGCAUUCCGAAUCUACGAUAUGGAUAAUGACGGCUACAUCUCAAAUGGAGAGCUGUUUCAGGUGCUGAAGAUGAUGGUCGGUAACAAUCUCAAAGACACCCAGCUACAGCAGAUCGUGGACAAGACGAUCUUGUUCGCGGACAAGGACGAGGACGGCAAGAUCUCAUUCGAGGAGUUCUGCAACGUGGUGGGCAACACUGACAUCCAUAAGAAGAUGGUGGUCGAUGUCUAGGCCGUUUAGUUAGGCAUUCAAUGGCGCGAGCUGCUCGGGGACGAUAGGCGAGACUUUGCGGAUCUUGUUGCUGGUGGUCACUGUGGUCACAAGUGGUCGCUUGGCUUAUUGUGCACACAAGGAUUAAGAUUCUGGUUACAAUAUAAUAUAUUAUAGUAUGUUUAUUUCGAUGUGAAUCUGUUGGGAUUUUAGUGAAUUUAAUAUUUGUUUGAGAAUAAAAAACGUGUGCAGUUCACACGCGGUACAAGUGAUAUCUCCAGAAAAAGGUGAUCGAGAUAAUAGGAAACACUGUAUACUGUAUUCUAUCUCAUUCUCUCGCGGGCUAAAUCCUAUAGACGUUUAUUUUUGUCUCUUUUUAGUGUAGAUUUUUCGUUUAUUCGAGUUUCAAAUCACAACGAUUCUAAAGUUUUUACUCCAAAAAAAAAACAAAAGACAGGCCACUUUAAUUUUAUUGCAAAUUGUGUUAAAGUUAUAUAUUGGACUCUUUUAAGUGUAUGAAUUAAAAUUUUGUUUCGAUCGUGUAAAUUUUUGUCUAACAACUCGACUCACAACUUGUGUGAUUUAUCGCUUAAUGUUAGGAGUAAGAAAUACUAAAAGACUAACAUAAUUAUAUAUUUUUUUUAUUUGAUUACAAAAAGCUAAAAGAGGCUUUUCUGCAUAAUUAUAUACAAAAAGUGGCCUUGUGCUAACGUUGUGUUGAAACGACUCAUUAAAUAAUAUCUACACAUAACAUUAUCUUCAUGUUCACUCAACGCUCCACGAAGUAAAUCUAUUGUCUCUGCCUACGUCAUAAUUGCAAACAGCGCGAACUAAUUAAGUCAUUAUGUUAUUCAGUAAACCGUAAUGUUUACAUUUUUGUGCCAUAUCACGUGUUUUGUACAAAUAUUGUCCGAUUACAAUGUUCGUGUUUAGGUAUAUGAUAGUUUGAAAUAGAAUAGAGCGAUUAAAAUAAAAUCGCAUGUUAGCAAUUGACAUUUGUUUGCGCGGGAAAUGCACGGGAAAUUAAAUGCAAUAGAGACUAUUAUGUCACUAUCGUCUGCAGAUUGUAUGAUUCGUGAUUAUACAAACAGUGACGUCCAUUUGCAAACGCUUGCUGGCAAAUUGUAAAGUGCCUCGUCACUUUGUGAUACUCUAUGUUGUAGUCCGAUCGUUUGAGUUGGGCAGAUCGUAAACUGCCCGGGCAUUUAAUGAUACGUCCCCAUUUCAUGAUUGGCCGAUAAUUAAUAACUUUGACUCGUAUUAAUAUAAUAUUAAUGAGUACGAAAGCACAGCCUAUUGAGUAAUAUCAGCGACAGUAGGUAACGGUAUAAUAUAUAAAUGUUACAUAUGAAAUGCCCAGGCUCAUCACGAUCUGCCCAUUUCUACGAUCGGACGACGACAUAUCAAUUUGCCGAUUUGUCUAAUGACGUAUCAUACUAUCUGCCGACGACAUCACCGCCAGUGAAGAAUGGGAAAUAUCGUAAGAAAUUAUAAAUUGAAAAGUGUUUAAACAAUAGAAUGUACUUAAGACGGGCGCUAGAAACUUUUUAAGACAAACCAAAAAUGUGAUUAUGUAGUAGAAGAGCGCGUCCCCGAGCAACUGUUCGCAAUUUCUUAAUUUACUAAACCUAAUUAACACUUAAGACAUGCAUAUUUACUUUACACUGUAGUGUACACAAUAUAGAAACUUUAUUCAUAGACAAAUCGAAUGUAUUUUUAUUAUUUUGUUGCGAUAAUUUUAUUAAUUAGUAUUGUUAUUUAGUAUGUUAUUUGAUUAGGUGUCGGAGUUCAAGUCCAUCUGUACAGUAACCGUAGCUCACUGGCCAUUGUUGUUUUGUUUGUAUCGACUUGUUUAUAAUAUAGUCUAUCUUUUUGUGUUGAUACGCGGAGGAUAUCCGAAUUAUAUAAGACAUCUAAUUUUUAAUCUACAUGCAAUAUUAUGAUCCCAAACCCGUAGAAAAUAACAAGCCUUUUACCUGGUAACGAAGCAUUCCAUAGUUCUCGGGGGUGGCAACACAUAUGUGUUUACUCGUUAGUCAUCUUUGGAUAAAAGAGCAUCUUUGGAAAAUCAAAACGGAAUUAUUUUGAAUUCCAAACUUUAUAAUACUUAUUUUUAACGAAAUGGGUGUUUUAUUAAAACUAUACGUAAUGCUUUGUAUUAGUAAUAAUCUUUGCGUGUAAUAGCAAAUUGUUUUUGUUUCAUAAUUCAAUUUAAAAUUCUGUAAUGUCAGACAGCAAUAAAGAAAACCAUCCAUCCAUUGCAUAUAUUUCAGCCUAUCAAAACUCCACUGCAAAAAAUAAACCUCCAUAGAAUGUCUCAUAUGGGGAUAUUUGCCAUAGUUGGCAAAUAUCCCGUGGCAACCGCAGUUUGUUAUUAUUUUGUGUUUUUAUCAGGGAGAUGAUUUCCCAGUGUCGCCAGUAUGACGCGCGAUAAAUAAAAUGUUGUUAAUAUUUUAUUUAUUUUACAUGAGUUAGUUAUUCUUCAUACUAAAUAAAAAAAUACAAGUCAAAAUAAAUACAAAAAUCAUAUUUAAAUGUUCAUUGUUUUUAAAAUAAUAAUUGUUUUUUAGAUGUCUUCGGAUAUUCUCCGUAACAUUGGUUGCAGUAAGCGUCCAUAUUAUCUCCGAAAAGUAUAUCUCUUGUGAAAAGGGCUGUGCCCAUGUUUUUUUAGCUGCAAUAUUACUGUUUUUUUUUUAAAUUUUAAUAUAAUAUUCAAUAUCAUAUACAAAGUUCAUUAGGUUAUUUGAAUUGAUCGGCCCUGUUCACAAGAUGUGGACUUAAGUCGCAUGUAUACAUUAAAAAUUAAACCUAAUACUACGCCGUAUCCGAAUUUUAUAAGAUAGUACGUGCGAGUGUGUCGGUAGCUUGCAGGUCAGUUCCGGAGACGUGUGAGUGCAUUCUUGAGAACUCCUUUUCCUUCUGUCCUAUAUCGAGUUAGUUUGACUGAUUUGACGGUAGUAGCCGACGUCCCUGUUACAAUUAACUGAAUCAGGCGUUAAUUUUGCGGAAAUUAUUAAAUUAUUAAAAAAUUUAUAAGCUAACCGUCGUAAUGGAAUAAAAUCACAUAUCUUACCUAGUUUGAGAAGCACCUCCCGCCCUGUCUCAAUUGCGUGCACUAUGCCUUUCAAUGACUAAUCCCAACGCCACUACACUAGGAAAGACCACAGACACCACCGUCGACAACACGACACCUGUUUCUACUCUACACGAGGCAUCCUCAGGUGAAGUAGACUGCGGCGGCUGACCGUUAUCUUAGUGGUGACGGGGAUAGUCCACGCAUUUGAUGGAAGGAGGGAGGUGCUCUUCAAACUACGUAAGACAUCUUUUUUUUCACUAAGCAGAUCUAGGCAAAGUAAUUUUUACCAUUUUUAAUAUAAUGGAUCUCCGGAAAGUAACGCCUGAUUCUAUUUAAAACUCGUAUGUCGUUUUAGUUCUCUGAAAAUGUAAAUGUCCAGUUUCAACUUAUUUCAGAUAUGUUUGUUGAUAAAGUACGUUUAUUAAAGUAUUUAAGUAUUGAGGAUAUAAAUAUUAAUGUAAAUGUAAUUAUCACUUCUUGUAAAGCAUAUUGUAUCCAUUGAAUUACUGUAGCAAAGUUUUAUAAGCCUUUGAACACGAAGUUGUCUCGAAUGAAACCCAAUCCCCACCUCAUCCUCUACCGCCAUAAUUCCUCACCUAACCCUUUCUUCGCAGGUACAAGGAGCCCCCAAAUGAGGGGAUCCGUCACCUUCUUACCUUCAGCGCUACCUUGUUGCUAGUUCAGUUUUAACUUUUAAGUAUAUAUUAUAUAUGUCCUUGAGUGCGGCCGAGGGAAGAGAUUGGUCACUUAAUGCAGCUCUGUUAAGUUGGGAAACAAAAUAAUGAUUACAUGUUUUAAGUUGCAAUACGUGUUUAAAAUUUAUAUUUUAAACAUAUACCGUUUUAUUAAAAACUCGUAUGUAGCCGCACCCAUGGAUCAAUAUAUGUCUAUCAUUGUACAAACUAUUUUAUAAUAAGGGCCCGUUUAAUGACGUCCGGAAAUGUACGUUUAUGUCCGCACGUCGGGAAACGUGCCUUAACUUUCUCGUUUUGUGUAAAAUAUAAUACAGUUGUGUUCCAUUUCAACCUUCUAAUUAAGUUAGCUUGGCACUCGACCGAUAUGGGAAAAGACUUGAAUAGUACACAUAGACAAAUUAAAUGGGUUUAUCGUAGGAUAAUGGAGACAAAAUCGGUUAUAUUAAUUUUAAUUUGUAAACUUGGGUCAGAUUUGAUAGCUUGAUUAGGCCAACUAACUUUUUAAAUAUAAUGUAUAUAUACAACAUGUAACAAAAACCCUGCGGUUCCCGUCAAGUGCUUUAUCAGAAUCAGUAUUCAAACGUAUAUAAAUAACUUUACUUCAGAAAACUCUACCUUAAAAAUAUUUGCAAAUUGUAUGUGGGUUUAUUAUUACCCAAGCAUUGGCCGCAGAGUUGUCAAAACCCCGCUUUACCGACAAGAUACUGAUGAUAAUGUAUCUAACAGAGGUAAUGGAUCCUUUAUUAUGGUUUUGCCUUUUGUUUUAGCUUUGGGAUUCUUAAUCAAAAAGUUGGUAAACAAUUGUACAUAAUAAUUUUGUUUGACAUUGGCAUAAUUGUCUUUUAGAGUAGCCGAAAAAUAACAAUUAGAAGAUACGCGUGUCAGUUAGUUCAGAUGUGAAUAACAUUUUUUCACGAAAUUGAAUUUAGUAAGUUACCUAUUGUGAACAAUAAAUCUCUUUAAUAACAACCAAAAAAAAUGUACUGUCAUAAAUGGCAUGCAUAUAUGUACGUCUAUAUGUCCUUGAAAGGAUCACCGGGUUGUUUGUUACAGAAUAUUAUAAUAUAUAUAUUAUAAUUUCGGCCACAUCAUAAUCAAUUUCUCAAGUGUGGCCCCAGCAUAGCUGCAGUAUUGCAUAAUAUCAGAGUGCGAAUAUAUUAAUAUUAAAUGAAUAUUAAAUCUACCGUUGAGUUUUUAGUUAUUUUAAAUUUUUUAAAUCUAUUAGAGUAGCGUCGCGUGUGUUGUUGUAUAUUAGUAAACUGAAUUUAAGAGCCUGAACUGUGGGCGGCGAAGACUGUCGAUUUUUAUUUAAAACUGUAUAUAAAUACAUUUAAACGCACAGUUUUUUAGUAUUCGUUUAAAUAAUGUAACAAGUAACUGCUGCACAGAUUUGGAAUGACUUAGAAUUAUUGCCUUUGUAAUUGUAUUUGCUGAGAAUACGUAAGUCAUAAGAUUUACAACAAACAAGCUUGACGCAGUGUACUUAGGGCUGCUACCCAUACGUUUUAAAGUACACAGUGCUAAAUUUAUAUUUUAUUUUUGAAGAGAUAAUUAUGAUGCAUUUAAAUGUUGAUUUAAUGUCUGAAUAAUAUUUUAUGCAGUAUAUUUAUUGGUGAUCUUAAACGUAAUUAAUUGAUUUAUGUUCGCUUCCAAAAGUGGCAACCCUAAGUGAACUGUGCUAUUGGGUCUGUGCUUGCAGUUUGGUGUUAGUGUUAUUCUAAUUAUCGUGAAGACGGCACGUCGCCGUACGGUUCAGUCGCGGACAUGUUACGGAUCGCGUUGAACGAUCUCGCACUCGAGUAGAUUUUUAGUUGAAAGCACUUGAAUCUUGAGUAUCUAGUCACAUUCGUGCAUUACAUUUUAAUUACAUAUAUACGCGGCGGUACGUUACGCGAAGCGAUCGUUCUGAGUUGGGAAAUAAUGUUGGUUGGCUUAUUGUUGGUCUCGCGUUCUUUCCCCAACACUUCUUCAAUCAAUAAAUCUUGAAAUCUUACCGAGAUUUUAAAGGUUCAUUAAAUUUUAUUGGGGACUUCCGAGACUUCCCCAAUCUUAAAUAAUAAAUAAGAAAGAUGUAAGGGUUAGUUCAGAUUAGUCUGAAAACGUCUCAAAGCAUCUUUGUAAUACAAAUUCCAAUAAAGUUGAAAACUUAUGCAAAAGGUUACUUCCUUUUCCAUUAAAACAAACUAUCUCUUGGUCUUACAUAAUAUUUGCGACUAUUUAAAUUGGACACGAAAGAUCAACUAUCAGAAGAAAAUGCUAAUUUGAGCUAACUCUGUGUAGUGGGGAGGGAAAUGCUUGGACAUUUUAAACGUGUGUAUAAAUUGGCUUAUUAAUAUAUUGGGCAAUAUUUUGAAGUGAGAACAUUGUAACGCUGUUGUUAGUUAUAUGAAUCGUAAAUGUGUCUGUAUACUGGAGCCUUAAGGGGCGGCGUCGGCUCGGACUGAGCGUCCAUUGUACACAGCUUGCGUGCCUUUCUUUACCUCUAAAAUACUAGUACUUCUAAUUUAUAGCUCUAAUGUUGAGUUAUAAGUAAAUUAAUGCCCUUUGGUGUGACCUCAAAAGACUAAUCGUUGCGGGAUUAUGAAAACAAAAAAAUGAUGUAACUAUUUUCUUGAAAAGAAUACAAUAAUAUGUAAGAAUGAAGCAUCAUUUUAAAAUAAAUACUGAAUAUUCUGUGAAUCUAUUGCCUAUGAAUCAUUAACUAAGGUUUAUAUUUAGGUACAGUUUAGUAAUCCCACAAUGAAUUAUGAAUUCUUAACAGCGUGACGCGCCGCCCCGUCGAUGUAAACGUUCAACAUAGUAUCGUAGUCACACUUCGCUAGGAAUGUCUGUAGUAGAAUCGUUGUCGUGUCGUCAGCUCAUCUCCAUCGGUAGGUAGCGUGUCCUAAUUAAGUCUGUUCUGAAGUGGAACUGAAGAUAUAAGUUUUAUUAAAUUUUCAAAUUUC